Molecule: messenger RNA, 1860 nt
Organism: Cicer arietinum (chickpea)
Lineage: Eukaryota; Viridiplantae; Streptophyta; Magnoliopsida; Fabales; Fabaceae
Product: pentatricopeptide repeat-containing protein At4g14820-like
Biological process (GO): RNA modification
Molecular function (GO): RNA binding; zinc ion binding; protein binding
Source: RefSeq, a predicted model, not a curated record
AUGAGAUCAAGCUAUGUUUCAGUUACGACAAACCAAACAACAACGUUAACAUUAGACAAAUACACAACACUGUCCCAAUUGCGCCAAAUUCACGCACACAUCAUCAAAACAAACCUCAUCACUCACCCAAUCUCUGUCUCCAAACUCAUCAACGCUUUCUCUCGUAGCUCAAAUCCCUAUGAAGCCGUUACCCUUUACGCCCACGCGCUCUCUCGUUUCAACAACUUGCGUGGAUUCCACUUCUGUGUUCCACCAGCUCUCAGAGCCUGUGGUAGAUCCAAUGCAUUAGAGGAAGGGAAACAAAUCAUGGGUUUCGUUUUCAAAACGCGUGAUUUGUGGCAUGACCCUUUUGUUACUAAUUCAGUAGUUCGAAUGUGUUUGGAAAUUGGUUUGAUUAAGCUUGCAAGGUCGGUGUUUGAUAAAAUGCCUGUAAGAGAUUUGAUUUCUUGGAACUCUUUGCUUACUGGUUAUUUAAGGGCUGGUGAGAUUGAGAUGGCUCGUGAGGUUUUUGAUGAAAUGCCUCAAAAGGAUGUUGUUUCUUGUAAUGCUAUGAUUGAUGGGUAUGGGAAGAAUGGGAAAUGUGAGCUUGCUGAGGAGGUUUUUAUGGAUAUGAGUUUAAGAGAUGUGGUUACGUGGUCGAGUAUGAUUUCUGCUUUUGUUCUUAAUGGUCGACCAAGGAAAGGUUUGGACUUGUUUAGAGAAAUGUUGACUUUAGGGGUUAGACCUGAUGCACCUGUUAUUGUUGGUGUUCUUUCAGCUAUUGCUGAAUUGGGUUUUGUUGAGGAAGGGAAAUGGAUACACAGUUAUGUGUUUAGUAAUAAGAUACAUUAUAGUUGUAGUUUUAUUGGAUCAGCACUUGUUAACAUGUAUGCUAAAUGUGGCCAAAUAGCAAAUGCUUAUAGUGUAUUUAGAAGCAUUUGUAACCGGAGGAAUGUUGGGGAUUGGAAUUCUUUGAUCUCUGGACUCGCUUUGCAUGGAAUGGGUCGUGAAGCGAUCAAGGUUUUUCUGGAAUUGGAAAGGGAAGGACUUAAGCCUGAUGAUAUAACUUUUUUAGGGCUUUUAAGUGCUUGCAACCAUGGUGGACUUGUGGAGGAGGGUCAAUUUUACUAUGAAACCAUGCAAGUGAAGUACAACAUAGUUCCGAAAAUUCAGCAUUGUGGGUGCAUUGUUGACCUUCUUAGUCGAGCGGGUCGAUUAGAAGAGGCGCUUAGGAUUAUAAGUGAUAUGUCUUUGGAGCCAGAUGUUUUGAUAUGGAAGAAUAUUCUCAGUGCUUGUUUGAAGCACAAUAACUCUGUAAUGGGGAAAACAGCUGCAUUGAAAGCUAUAGAAUUGGCUCCAGAGGAUUCAAGUUGUUAUGUUCUUCUCUCAAAUAUCUAUGCCAAAGAAGGUAGUUGGGAUGAAGUGACUAAGGUUAGAUCAAUGAUGAGAAAAAGGGGCAUAAGAAAAGUUCCGGGAUGUAGCUCCAUUCUUGUUGAUGGUAAAGUCCAUGAGUUCCUCGUCGGGAAGGCCAUGGACAUGAGUUAUGAUCAAAAUGUUCUAUCUAAGUUGGAGGAGGUUGUGUCUGAGUUGAAGACGGAGGGAUAUGAACCUGAUCUCAAUCAAGUUUUUUUAGAUGUUGAAGACGAUGAAAAAGAGAACCAACUGAUUCUUCACAGUGAGAAGAUGGCUCUUGCCUUUGGACUGUUGAGUACCCCACAGGGAAUUCCUAUUUACAUAGUGAAAAACUUGAGAAUUUGUUGUGAUUGUCACACAUUCAUGCAGCUGGUUUCAAAAGUCUACAACCGUCGAGUUAUUGUGAGAGAUCAAAACCGUUUUCAUCAUUUUGAUAGAGGUUUCUGCUCCUGCAGAAAUCAUUGGUAA